Molecule: messenger RNA, 3978 nt
Organism: Arachis duranensis
Lineage: Eukaryota; Viridiplantae; Streptophyta; Magnoliopsida; Fabales; Fabaceae
Product: putative disease resistance RPP13-like protein 1
Exons: 1
Coding region: 289-3816 (1175 amino acids)
Biological process (GO): defense response to other organism
Molecular function (GO): ADP binding; protein binding
Source: RefSeq, a predicted model, not a curated record
AAAACUUAUCCAAAAAGAAAAUAAAAAAAGAGAGUUAAUAUUUGGUUCAAUUACAGCUCCAAAGAAUGCAAGCAAGGCCCCAAAAAACCAAACAAUAGAGUAAUAGACAGUUAUUACUUAUUAUUGCUGCAACUGCCUAGCUCAUUCUUCUUCUCAACUCUAGCUUCCAAGUCAACACAAGUAGCUGAAGUCAACUUGCUUAGAUUCAAGAUUCAACACACGUCCAAGUAAAUCACAGCAAUACAUACUUCAUUUCUAGUUUCUUGAUUGAAUCUUGUGAGAGCAGCAAUGGUGGUCGAUGUGGCAAGUGCUUUGCUCUCUGCCUCCCUGCAAGUCUUGAUUGACAGGUUAGCUUCUCCUCAGCUUCUGUUCUUCUUUCGCAACAAGACCUACGAAGCUGCCGAGGAUUUGAAGCUGCAGUUACUCUCAGUGAACUCUGUCCUCGUGGAUGCAGAGGAGAAGCAGAUCGUCAACCCAUACGUCAAGAUAUGGCUCAACGAGCUUCGAGAAGCUCUCUACUCUGCCGAAGAUCUUCUUGAUAAGCUUGACACUCAGGUUUUGGAAUACAAGGUGAGGUCUCAGUCACACACCACAUUGGACACUGUAAUAGACUACUUUGAUUCUGUUUCUCCUUUGGCUAAGUCGUUGAAUCGUAGCCUUGAGAAAAUAAAUCUCAGGCUUCAUGUUUUGAGAGACUAUCAAAACUGUUUGGGCCUUAGGGAAGUCCCACAGAAUCUGUUCCCACUGCUACCUAAUGUGCCUACUACUAGAAGGGUGGAUUGGGCUAGGGUUUAUGGCAGGGACAGUGUAAAAGAAACAAUCAUACAAGGUAUGCUUGGAACCAUGAAUGAGGAAGUUGAACCAAUUGUUGUGGCAAUUGUUGGGAUGGCAGGGGUUGGCAAAACUACUCUGUCUCAGGUUUUGUUCAGCGAUGAACAUGUAACGCGAAACUUCCAUAUACGGUCUUGGGUUUAUGUCUCUGAGGGUUCUGAUGUUCUCUACUUAACCACCAAGGUUUAUGAGUCAUUGACGGGUUCUAGUGUUGGGAGUACAAGCUUGGACAGACUUCAAGACCAAGUAGCAUCUUUGUUGAGUGGAAAGAACUUCUUGUUGGUUUUAGAUGAUUUUUGGGCUGAGAGUUUCUUUGACUGGGAACUCUUCAAGAUGGCCUUUAUGGAUGCUGCUAUUAGAUGUGUUAUUCUAGUCACCACCCGCAAUGAAAAUGUGGCAAUCACUAUGCGUGCUGCUGUUUAUUUCCUUUCACAUCUACCGGAUGAUGAUUGUUGGAACAUCUUUGCUCAUUAUGCAUUUGGGAACAGAAAUCCGGAGCCAACUUUGUUGGAGAUUGGUCACAGGAUAGUGAGAAAGUGCAAGGGUCUUCCUUUAGCUGCAAAAGUGCUUGGGAGUGUUUUACAUUCAGUGACAGAAGCUGAAGAAUGGAAUAACAUACUGCAAAGUAAGAUGUGGGAUUUGCCGGCUAAUAAGAGCAACAUCUUGGCUGCAUUAAGAUUAAGCUAUCAACUUCUUCCUUCACAUUUGAAGGCCUGCUUUGCCUACUGCUCCAUAUUUCCCAAGGGAUAUGAAAUUAAGAAGUUGAACUUGAUCCAUUUAUGGAUGGCUGAGGGUCUUCUACAACCAUCAAAGGCUAAAACAAUGCAGAGGGUAGGUGAGGAAUACCUGUGUGAGCUUUUGUCGAGGUCAUUGCUACAACGAUCAACAAGUAAUGAUUCGUUCAUUAUCAUGCAUGACCUCAUAAGCGACUUAGCACAAUAUGUUGGGGGCGAAUUUUUUCAUCUUUUUGAGGAUGAUAAUGCUGGACGAAUUUCGGAGAAAGUUCGCCAUCUCUCCUUCUUGCAAGAUAAGCUUGAUGCACCAGACAAAUUUGAUGCUUUCUAUGAUCAUUCACAGUUGAGAACCUUCAUACCAUUUAAGCUCUCAAACUCAAGGCAGUUUGGUUUAUCAGCUGAUGUAGUUUUCGGUAGCUUGAUACCAAGAUUCGUUUGUGCUCGGGUGCUUUCUUUGUCAGGUUACUCACUCAUUACACUGCCUGAUACAAUUGGAAACUUGAAGCACUUGCGUUAUUUGAAUCUUUCUCACACAAAUAUUCAGCAAUUACCGAAAUCCAUAGGGCUUUUGUACAAUCUGCAAAUAUUGUUGCUUUCAAAUUGUGUUCAUCUCACUAGUUUGCCUGAAAGUCUGGUGAAUUUGAUUUACUUGCACCAUCUUGAUAUCAUCGGUGUCCCUUUGACAGAGAUGCCCCCGCAAUUUGGCAAAUUGAAGCUUCUUCAAAAUCUUGCUGUCUUUGUUGUCAACAGAAACACAGGAUCAAGCAUUAGCGAGUUAGGGGCUCUAUUGCAACUUCAUGGUUCACUUUCUAUUGUGAACUUGCAGAACAUUGCUGAUGCCACAGAUGCAUUCAGAGCCAACUUGAUGGGUAAGAAAUUUCUUGAUGAGUUAGUAUUGAAAUGGACAAAUACUAUCCAUGACUUACACAUUGAAGCAGCUGUUCUUGAAAAUCUUCAGCCACAUGGAAACUUGAAAAGGCUGAAUAUUGAAAACUAUGGUGGCCGAGCAUUUCCAGGUUGGUUGGGAAAUCCUUUGUUCUCUAACAUGGUGUCUAUAAAUCUAACUGGUUGCAUCAACUGCUCGAAUUUGCCACCACUUGGGCAAUUAUCCUCUCUCAAGACUCUACUCAUAGCAAACAUGAGAAGCCUAAGAAGAGUUGGUCCUGAGUUCUAUGGAAAUAUAGAUUCACCUUUUAGAGCCCUUGAAAUGUUGAUUUUUGAGGACAUGCUUAUAUGGGGAGAGUGGUUGCCAACUGAGUUUGAAGAAUUCCCUUCCCUUAAAGAGCUUCACAUAAAGAGAUGUCCAUUAUUGACCGGGAACUUGUCCCGCCAUUUGGGUUCUCUAGAAAAACUUGUCAUCUCUGGAUGCCAUAAUCUUGCCAAUUCAUUUCCAAGAGUCCCAAGAUUGAGAGAACUAGAGCUAACUGAUUGCGAUGCAUUGAUGAUCUUGCCGGAGGAAAUGAUGCUAGGGACUGGAGCUCUAAGAAGGGUGACCAUAUGCGACUGUCCCUUGCUUCAAUCUUUUCCUGCACUUGGUCUUCUUACACGGUUAAAGUCACUUCACAUAUGCAACUCUAGGAAUUUAGAGUUUCUUCCACUGCAACAAGCUCCACACAAUUACCAAGCAAUGGAGCAGUUGCACUUGGAAGGCAGCUGCGACGAUCUGGUUUUUUUCCCACUGUCUUCCUUCCCGGCUCUCCGUGAUCUUCACAUCCAAGACUGUCUCAAUCUCCAAUCUCUUCAGAGGCUGGCAGACUGGGAACUGCCCUCUCUUGAAAGCAUAUUGAUAAAAGAUUGCCCAAACUUGAUGUCUUUCCCGGAAGGAGGGUUACCACCUACUCCUAUCCUUCGAUGCAUUUCAAUUAGCAACUGUCCAAACCUGUCACCCCAAGCAGAAUGGGGUCUUCAUGAAUUGACAUGUCUUGAAUUGUUCAGGAUUGAAGGGGAACUGAUUGGUUUAGAGUCAUUUCCAGAUGAAGGGGUGCUUCCAGCUUGCUUGAAUUCUCUUCACAUCACUGGACUUGUGAACCUCACAACUCUCAAUCAUAGUGGUCUUCAGCACCUUGAAUCCCUCAAACUUCUGCAGAUUAGUGGUUGUAACAUGCUACAAUCUCUACCUGCAGAGGGUCUUCCAAAUUCCUUGUGUUCUCUCAUCAUCAUGGAUUGUCCUCUGCUUGCUCCUCUGUGUGAAGAGGAGACGGGAGAGCAUUGGCCUCUCAUUUCUCACAUCCCAAACAUAGUUAUUUACUGAUCAAAACUCUCUUCCUUUUAGUAUUCUACUCUUCUUAUGUACUUUAUUUAUCUCUUCCCGUGUUCCCGAGUAAUGUGGAUUCAUUGUCAGAUUAUAUCCAUGUUUGUAUAUGAAUGUUGACUAAGCAUUUUACAUGUUUAUAAUAAAAUCUAAUAUUUAAAA